Molecule: messenger RNA, 2184 nt
Organism: Bathycoccus prasinos
Lineage: Eukaryota; Viridiplantae; Chlorophyta; Mamiellophyceae; Mamiellales; Bathycoccaceae
Exons: 1
Coding region: 1-2184 (727 amino acids)
Biological process (GO): intracellular calcium ion homeostasis; store-operated calcium entry; activation of store-operated calcium channel activity
Cellular component (GO): endoplasmic reticulum; plasma membrane
Molecular function (GO): calcium channel regulator activity; calcium ion binding
Source: RefSeq, a predicted model, not a curated record
AUGAAUCGAUUCCCGAAGAGAGGACGGACACUUUUUCUCUUCGUUUUGCGUCGCGUGGCCCUGCUCUUCGCGUUGAUGAUGACGACGAUUUUGAUGAAAACCGCGACGGCAACAACGAGAGAGAAGACCACCUCUUUAAAGAACAAAAUCGCACUGAAGACGUUCUUUUCAAAGAUUGAUUUCGACAAGGACGGACAGCUGGACGCGGAAGAACUGAAAAAAUACGUCGCCUCUGCAAUCGGAGGAAUAGAGUUCGACGAACAAAAAGAAAUCGAUUCCGCGUCUCAUCAAACGAUCGAAGAAAUGGACGGGAAAUUGGACUCCGACGAGACGAUUUCCAACGCAGAGUUUGUGACGUUCAUGGAGAAAAACGAAAACGUGGCGACGGCGAGAGACGUGAAGUUAUGGGUGAAGUACGCGCUGAGGUUUCCGCAAUACGCCGGGAGGUUCGAGGAGAACAGAAUAACCAUCGAUGAUUUUCCGUCGUUGAUUAUGAACGACGGGGAAUUGUUGAAGACGCACUUGUUCGUAGAGAACGAGUUGCACAAGGCGUCGAUAUCGAGGAAUUUGAAACGGCAGAUGUUACACUUGGGCGAGACGCCGUCGGUGCCGAAGAAAGCGAUGGCGAAAGUUAUCGUGCCGAGGAAAAAAACGAGCAAAGAGGACGGAGAAUACGUGGUAUCUAUUAAAUGGUUAGAUCCGGAUACGAGAGGGACGCCUCCGGCGCAUUUGUUUGUCGUGAAGAGCGUGAUCGUGACGCCGGGGCCGCUGGCGGUUGGCGAUCGAUCCGGUCAGUGGUGGCGUAAAGAAGAUGAAGAUAUCGAAGUAAAAAGUAGAAGAGGUAGUAGUAAUGAGAAAGAGUGGAGGAUUGAAGAGGUCGUAGAAUGGGGCGAAGAGAACGCUUUAAUCGUUCGAAACUGUCCGAAAGGCGCGACGUUAAAAUUUAAAGUCAUCGCUUACGGCGCCUUUGGCGCGAGCAAAGCGGCGACGACGAACGAGGUAAAGAUUCCAUCGGGUAGAAGUUCCUCGUCGUCGUUAGGAGUAGGAAACGAGAAUAGCAGCAAUAAGUAUAAUAGCGGGGUGAAUCGAGGAGGAAAAAAUAAUAAUAAUAAUAACGCGGUGGUAGUCGAGGAACCGCCGCAAACGUUUUUGUCCAUGUUUUGGAGCGCGAUGGCUAUUCUCGCAUCCACGGGAGGGGUUUUCGUUCGAUUGUAUUACUUGGCGAAGAGUUGGAAGCAACGGAAUGAUUACAAAUCCGACCCAUUGGACGGGAGCGAUGAAAUAGUAUUAGGGGGUGGAAACGAUAAUCCGAACAACGAUUCGAGCGACGACGUGUCCAUAGACGCCGCGGUUGGAAUUGCCGCAAAAUCGCCGCAAAAAGCCGUCUCGGCGUUAAUUAAACGCGCUGAAAAGCAGUUGUUAGAUUCCAGUCGCGAUUUGAUGGAGCCAGAAGCCGAACCGCCGUCACCAAAGUAUGCCGCGAAUACCAACGCCAAUACGAUGAAUAAUCGCGGCGGUAACGUAAUAGGUGAUGCCGCGAUGUUGAUUACGGAGGAAGACGAGAAAGUCAACAGAACGGCGACGCCACCACCGCGGUCGACAUCUCCGCAAUUGAACGUUGCAAACAGCGCGGAAACGACGACGCCAUCGAAAGCGACGAAAAAAGUGAAACGAAACGGCUCCAGUUCGAGCUUGAUGUCGGAUAAGUCGUUAAACGCGGCUUCUCCCGCGAAAGCCGCUCUCAACGCCGCGGGUUUACAAACGGUAAGACCAACCGCCAGCGUCCAAUCGCAAACGACCACCAGUACGACCAUCAAAAAAGGCAUCUGCGCCGACCCGUUUUGCUCGAAGAAAGUGAAAGGUCUCUUCAAAUCUCCAAACGCGCAUUAUUGCGGAUUUUGUCAACACAAGUUUUGCUUCUCGCACGUGGCCACGUCGCCGCACGGAGCGAGGGGCAAGUGCAUGCCAGAAUCCGAGUGCGUCUGUUUGAAAUGUUUCAACGUGUUGGACGAGAGGAAGCAAAAAUCGCUGUUGAAGAAUUCAGACGUGUUGCAGAAACCGGAGAUUCUCGAGCAGAUGGCGAGGAAAGAAAAAGCGGCGAAACGUUGGAAAAUGAUAAAGAACGUGGUGAAAGUAAGCCGCAUGGCGGAAAAGCGAAUGGAGUACACGCGAUCGCGCGAAUGA